Spodoptera exigua (beet armyworm) is the source of this 568-nucleotide messenger RNA. The record is from the annotation of a GenBank genome assembly. NCBI's taxonomy places the organism in Eukaryota, Metazoa, Arthropoda, Insecta, Lepidoptera, Noctuidae.
CGAAAACAUCCGCCAUAUUUUAUUUAAAGUUUGACAUUUCUUUUACUUUGAGCACGUUUUUAGGAAAAGCUCUACAAUGCAGAUCUUCGUAAAAACCCUCACGGGUAAAACCAUCACCCUCGAGGUGGAGGCCUCAGACACCAUUGAAAAUGUGAAGGCAAAGAUCCAGGACAAAGAGGGAAUCCCACCAGACCAGCAACGUCUUAUCUUCGCUGGUAAACAGUUGGAAGAUGGCCGCACACUCUCUGAUUACAACAUCCAAAAGGAAUCCACACUCCACUUGGUGCUCAGGCUGAGAGGAGGUACCAUUGAGCCUUCCCUCCGUAUUUUGGCCAUGAAGUACAACUGUGACAAAAUGAUUUGCCGCAAGUGCUAUGCUCGCCUUCACCCCCGUGCUACCAACUGCCGCAAGACUAAGUGUGGACACACCAACAACCUGCGCCCCAAGAAGAAGCUGAAGGAUUAAAUUAUUUUAUUUCUUUCAAUUGCAUAGCAUUACCAGUUUACCAUCUUACAAUUUGCUAUUCAUUUAAUUAAGAUGACAAAAUUAAUAAAAAUGUAACAGCAU